AGCAAUGUCUUGCACUUGCAGAGUUGCAGUCAAUCUGUCACUGAAAUGGUGAAAUGCCAAAUGUCAACAAAUCGCUAUCCUCUUUUGCUGAGUUACUAACGUUUGUAUUAAAUCAAACUUCUGUGACGCUGUGAAAACUCUUCAUUGAGGCGCGAAGAUAAGGUACAGGAUUAUUUGGGCAUGGAGGAUAUUCCUUUACGGGUUUCCAUGGAAGAUAGAACCUUCGAUCAUGAUGAAAGUGAUUAUCUUUUAAGUGCUUCGGAAGAAGCAAAUGUCGGGUUUAGAAGAGGUCGACGCCGAAAAAGUUAUUUUGGAAUGGAAAGUUUCUGCAACAAACUACAGCGAUGCUGCUACAGGAAAAAAGAGCUGAAUUCCCGAACAGUGUGGAUUGGUAGUCAUUCCCAGCAGACCAAGGAAACAAUGGAAUACUACCCAUCUAAUGGAAUUCGUAACCAGAAAUACAAUUUUUUUACUUUUCUCCCCAUGGUCUUAUUUCAGCAGUUCAAAUUUUUCUUGAACCUUUAUUUCCUCAUUAUGGCUAUAAGUCAGUUCAUCCCAGAAAUUAGAAUAGGUUAUUUAUACACAUAUUGGGGACCAUUAUGUUUUGUGUUGUUUGUGACAACAGUCAGAGAAGCAAUUGACGAUUUUCGACGAGCUCAACGUGACAAAGAAAUCAACUGUCGUUUGUAUAAGAAACUUGUUCCAUCUGGUUUCGAACUCAUUCCAAGCUCGAAGAUCAAAGUUGGAGAUCUGAUUUUUGUUGAUAAAGAUGAGCGAGUCCCCGCUGAUAUGGUUUUAAUUAGAACAACGGAAAAGUCUGGAUCUUGUUUCAUCCGUACGGAUCAACUGGAUGGUGAAACUGAUUGGAAACUUCGUCUAGCCGUGACGGACACACAGAAAUUGACUUUUGACACUGAUUUGUUUCAACUGAAUGCCUCCGUUUUUGCCGAAAAACCACAAAGAGAUAUUCACACUUUCAUUGGAACUUUCAAAAGGAAUGACGACCCACCGAUUGAGGAUUCACUGAAUAUAGAAAACACUCUUUGGGCAAACACAGUCGUGGCUUCAGGCACUGCUUUAGGUCUUGUAGUCUACACUGGUAAAGAAACGAGGAGUUCUAUGAACAAUUCACAGCCCCGGAGUAAAGUUGGAUUGCUAGAUCUUGAAGUUAAUCAAUUGACCAAGAUUUUAUUCCUUGCUGUCGUUGGACUUGCAUUGCUGAUGAUGUGUUUGAAAGGAUUUCAAGGCCCAUGGUAUCGAUAUCUUUUUCGGUUCGUUUUACUAUUUUCUUACAUCAUCCCUAUCAGUCUGCGAGUUAAUUUAGAUAUGGGUAAAGCGUUUUAUUCCUGGUCCAUAAUGAAGGACAAAGAAAUCCCUGGAACUGUUGUACGAUCGACUACUAUACCCGAGGAACUGGGAAGAAUUUCUUACCUUUUAUCGGACAAAACCGGAACUUUAACAGAAAAUGAAAUGGUGUUUAGAAAACUUCAUCUUGGAACGGCCGCAUAUGGCACGGAAACUUUUGAUGAAAUCCGAACUCUUUUAGGGCAGGCUUUUAGUAGUUACUCCAGCGCAACACCCGGGCAACCUAGUAGUGGGAAAAUGCGCAGGACCGUGGUAACGCGAAUUGUCGAAGCGGCAAAAGCUAUCGGUCUCUGUCAUAACGUCACACCAAUUGUCGACACAAAUCAAUUUUUGCAGGUCGAUAGUAAAAUUAACUACCAAGCCUCUAGUCCUGAUGAAAUCGCGCUCGUGUCGUGGACAGAAAGUGUGGGGCUUACUCUCAUGGAACGUAACACAACGUCAAUGACUUUACGUAGUCCACACAAUGCACUAAUGAGGUUUACGGUUCUGCAGAUAUUCCCUUUCACCUCCGAAACUAAACGAAUGGGUAUCAUCGUCAGAGACGACCAGUCAGGAGAGAUUGUGUUUUACAUGAAAGGAGCAGACACGGUAAUGAAUCGGAUCGUGCUGUACAAUGAUUGGCUCGAAGAAGAAUGUGGGAACAUGGCGAGAGAAGGAUUGAGAACCUUAGUGGUCGCUAAGCGUCCAUUGACAGAUGAACAGUAUUCAGAAUUUGACACGCGAUAUCAGGCAGCAAAAAUGGCUUUAACAGAUCGAGCUGCCCGCGUAGCGGCUGUAGUUGAAAGUUUAGAGCGUGAUAUGGAACUUUUAGCAGUUACUGGAGUUGAGGACCGCCUACAGGAAAACGUAAAACCAUCCCUCGAACUUCUGCGAAAUGCAGGAAUUCGAAUAUGGAUGCUCACCGGUGACAAAUUAGAGACUGCAAUAUGCAUUGCUCAAAGUUCGCGGCUUGUUCCUCGUUCCCAAAGUAUUCACGUUUUUGGAAAUGUAACCUCGCGUACAGACACACAUCAAGAACUGAACGCUUUCCGCCGUAAAACCGAUUCCGCACUUAUUAUUCGAGGAGAAUCGUUAGAGCUCUGCUUAAAAUUUUACGAACAUGAGUUCAUGGAGCUGGCUUGUGCUGCUCCAGCCGUUGUUUGCUGCCGUUGUACACCGACUCAGAAGGCCUCAGUCGUGCGUUUAAUUCAGGAACAUACGGGAAAGCGUGCAGCGGCAAUAGGUGAUGGCGGAAAUGACGUCUCUAUGAUUCAAGCUGCUGACACCGGCAUUGGUAUUGUUGGAAAAGAAGGAAAGCAGGCUUCAUUAGCUGCAGAUUUCUCCAUUCCACAAUUUAGCCACAUAGUGCGCCUAUUGUUGGUGCACGGUCGGAGAUCAUACAAGCGAUCUGCCGCCUUAGCCCAAUUUGUUAUCCAUCGUGGAUUAAUCAUUUCAACGAUGCAAGCUGUCUUUUCUUCUGUGUUUUAUUUCGCUUCCGUUUCCCUCUAUCAGGGUUUCUUGAUGGUCGGAUAUGCCACGGUUUAUACCAUGCUUCCUGUCUUUUCGCUGGUAUUAGACAAAGAUGUAUCGUCCAAAAUUGCCAUGACUUACCCGGAAUUAUAUAAAGAACUAGCCAAAGGAAGGUCUUUAACAUACAAAACUUUCUUCUUGUGGGUUUUAAUCUCCAUCUACCAAGGUGGAGUGAUCAUGUAUGGGGCUCUAUUGCUAUUUGAUGAUGAAUUUAUUCAUAUUGUUGCAAUCAGUUUCUCGGCCUUAAUUCUCACCGAGCUCCUCAUGGUUACUCUAACUGCUAGAAAAUGGCAUGUAAUUAUGAUCCUUGGGGAACUUGUGUCUCUUGCUCUUUACGUAGCUUCCCUUGCUUUAUUCCACGAGUUCUUUGAUUCACAGUUCAUCAGGACAGCCGACUUUGUAUGGAAAGUGUGUGUGAUAACCGUGAUAUCCUGCUUGCCUUUAUACAUCUUGAAAUGUCUACACAAGAAAUUUUCACCGCCCAGCUAUUCUAAAUUAACCUAGUCAAAUGCGGUGCCUUUUUUCCUUUUCAAUCCUGCCCCAUCCCGAUCGUAUAAUCUUGGAAACCUUUUUGAUGGAUACCAGUAAAGUGAAAUCCAAUACAACAAAUACAUACGU
Daphnia pulex (common water flea) is the source of this 3492-nucleotide messenger RNA. Its product is annotated as probable phospholipid-transporting ATPase IIB. Gene Ontology annotation, cellular component: endosome; plasma membrane; trans-Golgi network. Gene Ontology annotation, molecular function: magnesium ion binding; ATP hydrolysis activity; ATPase-coupled intramembrane lipid carrier activity. Gene Ontology annotation, biological process: endocytosis; retrograde vesicle-mediated transport, Golgi to endoplasmic reticulum; phospholipid translocation. NCBI's taxonomy places the organism in Eukaryota, Metazoa, Arthropoda, Branchiopoda, Diplostraca, Daphniidae. The record is from RefSeq and is a predicted model, not a curated record. Bases 181 to 3378 code for a protein of 1065 amino acids. The transcript has 16 exons.